Molecule: messenger RNA, 522 nt
Organism: Ogataea philodendri
Lineage: Eukaryota; Fungi; Ascomycota; Pichiomycetes; Pichiales; Pichiaceae
Exons: 1
Coding region: 1-522 (173 amino acids)
Source: RefSeq, a predicted model, not a curated record
AUGUCUGUUUUCGUCUUGGACGGGUUAUCCAGCUGCCAUGACAGCAGUUUCUCGUUCACUCGAGAGAGCCAGGGGCCUGGUUUCUUGUUGGCCAGUUGGGCCACCUCUUUGCCGUUCAGCAGCAGCUUGAUCAGAUGUGCCUGUGUGAGGUUCUCCUUUUCCACGUGCUGGACAAACUCGGCCGCGUCGCGCACAGCAGACUCGCCAGAGCCCUGCAGAAGUUCCACGGCCAGAUACGUCAGCAGCAUCAAUGGCCAUUCUUCUUUGUACGGAAUCAGCAGCGUUUUAGCAACGGUGGCCCGCGACGCCGUCUUCCAGCCGCCAAAUGUACUCUUAUACGUCUCCAGCGACGAGCAGCACAGCCCCACCAGAUCGGUGAUUUUCACCUGCAUCCGCAACGCUGUCUGUGCAACACGGCCUGCAACCGGUAUCGUGGUCUUCUUGAUGGUGACCGUCUCGUUUCCCCAUGGAUACAGUAUUAGGUUGAGGAACAGGGACUGUUUGCUGAUCUCCGACGAGUAA